UUAUUUAAUUUUACUUUUUCACUAAUUAGAGGAAAAGAAUCUCAUAUUUAUAUUAUGAUUUCAAAUGAGUAAGAGAUGAAGCUUCUUCCAAACUGCUUUUUAAUUUUAUCCCACUCUCUGUCCAAACACAGAAACAGAAACAAAAAGCUUUUUCGGACGGGCACUGGAGAAGAGCCAGCUUGGUUAUAAAUUAACAUGGUUGUUGGUAACCAGAUCUGGCUAUGUCUUAGCUUAGUUUUGGGGUCCUUGACCCUUACCCAGAUCUUGCUAUGUCUUAGCUUAGUUUUGGGGUCCUUGACCCUUCUUUCUUACCAAAAGAAGAAAAAAGAAACUAACAAGCCCACUUCUUCUUCUGAUUCCUCUUCUUCUUCUUGUUCUUCUGAAUCCUCCCUUUGUUCUUCUUCUUCUCCUUCUUGUGAAGAAGAAGAAAAGUAUGAUGUAUUUCUUAGUUUCAGAGGUGAAGACACCCGUCAUGGUUUUAUUGGAUAUCUUUAUGAGGCUUUGUGUAAUAAGGGUAUCCAUACCUACAUGGAUGAGCAAACCCUUGAAAGUGGUCAUGAAAUUUCACCGACCCUUAUGAAGGCGAUUGAGGAAUCUAAGAUUUGCAUAACAGUUUUGUCCCAAAAGUUUGCGACUUCUCCGUGGUGUUUGGAUGAAUUGGUGCAAAUACUUAAAUGCAAGAGAAAUGAGAAUGUCCUACCUAUUUUUUAUGGCAUAAAUCCAUCCACUGUACGGGAACAGAAGGAUAGUUAUGCGGAAGCAUUUGCUAAUCAUGAACAUCGUUUUAGGGGCAACAAAAUGGAAAAGGUGAAGCAGUGGAGGGAUGCUUUAACAAAAGUGGCUAAUCUGUCCGGUCAUGAUUCAAAAAAUUUUAGGUAUGAGUGCAAGUUAGUUGAAAAAGUUGUUGGAGACAUUUUAUCGAGAUUGCCUAAGUACCAAUUAACAAAUUAUGGGAACCUCAUUGGAAUUGAAAAGUCUGUCAAAGAAAUUGAAGCAUUAUUCAGCAUUGACGAAAUGGAUAUUCGCAUCAUAGGUAUUUGGGGCAUGGGUGGCAUCGGUAAGACUACACUUGCUAGCAUUGUUUUCCAAAAAUAUUCAUAUUCUCAUUUCGAUGCUUAUUGCUUUCUUGAGGAUACUCCAGAAGAAGGUGGUAAUACAUAUCAUUUGAGAUGUAGACUUAUUUCCAAGUUAUUAAAGGAUGCAGAUCCUCUAUGCACUGACACUCCAGGUGUAGGGUCAAGAUUUAUUCAAGAUAGAUUCCGCUACAAAAAGGUUUUUAUCGUUUUAGAUAAUUUGAAUGGAAGAAGAUCCAAAUUGCAAAAGUUACUUAACGGAUAUCAGUUUGCUAAUGGAAGUAGAAUCAUUGUUACAAGUAGAGAUAAGCAACUGCUUAGUACAUCGGCUCAUGCAAUUUUUACUCAUGCAAUUUACAAGAUGGAGGGGUUAGAUGAACAUGAUGCUCUUCAGCUCUUCCGCUUCCAUGCUUUUCCAUCAAAUUCACAUGCAACAGGUUAUGAGGCUUUAUUAGAAAGUGUUGCACGUUAUGCAAAAGGCAAUCCGUUAGCUCUUGAAGUCUUGGGUUCUUCCCUUAAAUCCAAAAGCAUUGAAGAAUGGGAAAGUGCAUUGGAUAAGCUGAAAACAUAUCCAGAUGCUGACAUUCAAAAAGUGUUGAGAAUAAGUUUCGAUGGAUUAGGUGACAAAGGCAUCCAGGAUAUAUUUCUUGACAUGGCAUGCUUCUUUACUUUUCCUGUAUUUAGAGAAGAUCUAGAAAGCAUAUUAAAUCGCACUGAGUAUUCCGAUGCAGCAAUAGGAAUAAGUGCUCUUAUUGAUAAAUCCUUACUAAUUGAAUAUUUGUUUUCAAACGGAGCACUUUUGGAAAUGCAUGGCUUACUACAACAAAUGGGCCAAGGGAUUGUUUGUGAUGAAAACAAAGAUUUAGGAAAUCGUAGUAGACUGUGGAAAACUAAGGAUGUCCACCAUGUAUUGGAAAAAAAUACAGGAACAUCUACAAUUGAAGGCAUAUUAUUGCAUAUGAAAGACCUGAAAAAGGAUGUAAAAGUGAGCCCUACAGCAUUCUCAAAGAUGCAUAAUCUACGAUUUCUUAAAAUAAUGCUUGAAGAUUACUUCUCUCUCUUUGAAACGAGCUACGAACUUUACACAGAAAAAUGUCACGGACGCAUAAAUCUUCUUGAUGGGCUUGAGUCCUUUGUUUCUGAUGAGAUAAGAUGUUUUCAUUGGGAUUGUUACCCUCUGAAAUAUUUGCCAUAUUUUAGUCGAGACAAUCUUGUUGAACUUAUUGUGCGUGGGAGCCAACUUGAGUUGCUUUGGAACGAAGCCCAGCGGCAGCCACUUGAGCUUGUGAAGUUAAAGAAGAUCGAUCUUAGUUAUUCUGAGCACCUUAUUCAAAUACCAAACUUGUCUCGGGCUAUAAAUCUUCAACAUAUAGAUAUGACAAAUUGCGAAAAUUUGGAAGAUGGCAUAGAAAAUUUUCCAAACAACCUAAGAGUUUUAAAUAUGGGUGGGACAGCAAUUAAAAGUCUACCAGAAAGCAUUUGCAAGUGGAAAUAUCUGGAAAUACUGGAUCUUUCUUACACAAAUCUGAGAAAGAUUUCAGAAAUCUCGGCUCCUAUGGAAUGCUUGGUUAAAAUUUUGUUAAGUGGAACAGAGAUUGAAGAGUUACCCGAGUCAAUUGAAAAUCUGACUGUGCUCGAACAUUUAUUUCUUUGCGAGUGCGAUAAGAUUAAGUUUCUCCCAAACAGCCUGUGUAACUUAAUGAAUCUUAUGGAGUUGUACCUUGAUGGAUGUUCAUCACUUGAAGAAUUACCUCCCCUUCCACAUGGUUUGAUGACAUUGUGUAUAAGUGAAUGUGAGAGAUUGAAAUCAAUAGCAGAGCUUCCAUCAUCCUUAUAUGAAUUGUUCGCAGACGACUGCACAUCGUUGGAGACAAUAUCCAGUUGGGGGUGGCUUCCACGCGAGCCAUAUAUUGACUGCUGCACUUAUAGCUUUAAGAAUUGUCGAAAAUUGGAUGACCACACGUGCAACAAGGUAAUUGCUGACCGAGCACGCCGUCUGUCAUUGCUCGGUCGAGAUGAUGUAGUUUUUCGUAUCACGUAUCCAGGAGAUGAAAUCCCCGAAUGGUUCAGCUGUCAAACCGAUGGUGGGAAGUCAAUCAAUAUCCACCUUCCUCCAAAUUGGUUUAAAGGGGGAUUGACAAUUGUUUUUUGCUCGGUUUUCUAUAAUCGUCUUGAUUCUAAGAAUUUUGAAAUCGUUUUCAAAACCAGUGAUGGCAUGUGUUACAGUCUAGAUGAUUUUGUGUACCGAAAUUUUGCUGAAACCACUGAUUCAGAUCAUGUGUUUAUUAAUUCCGAGCAUUUGCUUACUUCUGAUUGGAGAUUGUCAGAUGUGUUUGGGCCAGAUUGGUCCUCCAUCUGUAGCAACAUUACCGAGGCUUCCUUCCGAGUACGCCACACGUACGGUAUAAAAAAAAGCUUGCGUGCGAGGCUUUUUAUAAGGAGUGAGCAGGAAGACGAAGAAGGUUAGCGAUUGAGGAAGUGAUGAAGAAGAUUGCCGUUCCUAUUAAGAGGCUCUUGAUGAUCUCUGAGAGAUGAUGUGCUUGUGGAACUGAACCAUUAAUUUUGUUGGUCGGAAAAAGCUGACCAGCCAGCAAUGGCGAGGGAGGUGGGUUUUGAGAGUUGCUGCUGAGUUUUUUCUUUGUCGUACAAGUGAGUGAAGUUGAGUGGAAGGGAAAGAAUCAAUCAUCAGGGACAUGUUCGGUAAUCUAUCUAAGCAAUGUGUAAGCUCCGCUUUUACUGCUCGAAUUUGUAUAAAUUACAGACUUACAUUUAAUUUUGACUAAUUGUAUACAAUUAAAUAUUUUAAUUUCAA
Molecule: messenger RNA, 3885 nt
Organism: Ziziphus jujuba (common jujube)
Lineage: Eukaryota; Viridiplantae; Streptophyta; Magnoliopsida; Rosales; Rhamnaceae
Product: disease resistance protein Roq1-like
Exons: 6
Coding region: 196-3540 (1114 amino acids)
Biological process (GO): defense response; signal transduction
Molecular function (GO): ADP binding
Source: RefSeq, a predicted model, not a curated record